UUGAAAUAGACUGGGGACCUUGUCUCCUUGUCUUUAGACUCUCAGUUCAUGUCCUUCUCCAUCUCUCUCUCUCUUUCCUCUCACUGUAACUGACAGAUUCAUUCUAAUUCUAUUUUAUUCCAACCGCGCAGUCAUUUUCUCUCUUCGGACAAAGCAAAGCCAUUUCAAUCUUCCAUUCCAUUGGUUCUUUUUCCCCACUGUACAUACCUUCCUAUUCUGCCGGCUAUGGUCGGCUAUUCGCAUUCACAUUCCACUCUCUCUUCUUUCUAUAUCUUUUCCAUACUCACAACCUUUUCAACAUCAACAAAAGUCCAUUAACAUGGGCUGUGUUCAAGCCAAACCAUCACAAGAAUCUGAUGAAGGUAAUUACAGUGGACUAAACAGAUUCAAAAUGGAAAAUGGGUAUGUUCCAAGUUCUGAUUUUGUUGCUCACAGAAGAUCCACUGGUCAGAGUCAAAAACAUGUUCUUGACCAGACUAACAACUAUGAUCAUCAUCGUGUUUAUGAGAAAGAGAAACAACCCAGAAAACAUAAAGUAGUUGUUGAUUCUAGUAGUGUUGCUGGAAAAGGAAAGAGAAAUGGUGAAUUGAAAGAUAGUAAGAAGCAGUUGAACAAGUGUUUUGAUGAUGAGAUGGUUGAUGGAUGGCCUAAAUGGUUAGUUGAUAAUGUUCCUUCUCAUGGGUUGGAUGGUUUGGUUCCAAAGAGUGCUGAAUCUUACAAAAUGAUUGAUAAGGUAGGACAAGGAACCUACAGCAAUGUUUAUAAAGCUCUAGAUCGAGACACGGGUGAUAUCGUGGCAUUAAAAAAGGUCCGGUUCAAUACGUCGGAGCCUGAAAGCAUUAAGUUUAUGGCAAGAGAAAUUGCGAUAUUACAGAGAUUGGAUCAUCCGAAUAUAGUGAAACUUAAAGGGUUAGCCACUUCAAGAAUGCAGUACAGUAUAUAUCUAGUUUUUGAUUUCAUGCCCACAGAUUUAUCAAGAAUUAUUUCUCGACCCGAUGAAAGACUAACCGAACCACAGGUCAAGUGCUAUAUGCAUCAAUUGCUUUCAGGUCUUCAGCAUUGUCAUGAUAGAGGAAUUUUGCAUCGAGAUAUAAAGGGGUCGAAUCUUUUGAUAGAUAAAACGGGGAUGCUUCAGAUUGCAGAUUUUGGACUUGCUAAUUAUUAUAGUACAAAUCAAGACCAACCUCUCACAAACCGGGUUGUGACACUAUGGUACCGAGCUCCAGAGUUGUUGUUAGGCUCCACAGAUUAUGGAGUUGGCAUUGAUCUAUGGAGUGCUGGUUGUCUCCUUGCAGAAAUGUUUAGAGGAGUUCCAAUCAUGCCUGGAAGAACUGAGGUUGAGCAACUUCAUAGAAUUUUCAGGCUAUGUGGCACACCAUCACAAGAGUAUUGGAAAAAGUUGAAACUUUCUACAACUUUUAUACCUCCAAAGUCUUAUAGACCAAGUCUGGUAGAAUCUUUCAAGGAUCUCCCCCCAUCUUCUUUAGGUCUCUUAUGUACACUUCUUGCUUUAGAUCCCGCAUUUCGUGGCAGUGCAUCUAAAGCUCUUAAAAACCCGUUUUUCUUUACAAGCCCAUUGGCUUGUGAUCUAUCUGGUUUACCUGCAAUCUACAAAGGAGAUGAUGAGCAUAUUCUAGCCAAAGAACAGAUCAAGUACAUGAACUCUAAAAUCAGGCGUUCUCGUACAUAUAUGGAGCGUCGCAAGAAUUUAGCAUCUAAUAAGCCAAUCGAACAUACCGUAUCCUCUAAAGAGGUGAGUAUUAAACCUGCUUUAGAACAUCGUGCGACUAAUGAAAAUAAUUUUUUUAUUUAUUUCGCAAACGAUGCUAUAAGAGUAUGGUUAUUAUUUCAGGUAUUGAGUAAUAAUGCUGAGGCUGAAACUUAUGCUCCAAGUGAAGAACCAGGUAGUGCAACAAGUAGUACUUCAUCAAGUGUAAACCAAGCUGGAAUUGGGGACCAUUCACCUCUCUUUCUCUCUCCAUUUAUGGCUUCUGAUCAAAAGAAGCCCCACAAAAUCCACAGUCAUGCUAAUAUUGGUGAAAAAAACACCAAGAACCUUCCUCCAUUAUCCAAGUCAAAACCAAAUGCAACCAAGAGAGAUGAUAGCAGAUACAGAUCAGACCAGAUUUUCAGGUCCACUUCCACCAGAGAAUUUAGAAAGUUAAAACCAGAUCAACAUUUACUCUUUGAUUAGAAAAUCCAAGAAAUUUUGUAUACCGAAAAAAUUGAUUAUUUUAUUAUUUCAUUUGAUUUGAUGUAUUUUGAAAGUUCAUCUACAUAUUCUAUAUUAACAAUUGAUUAUUUUCUGGUUUGGUGCGAAUAAUCAAAGUAUUUAUUUACUAAUACAUGUCAUUGUUAAGGCUAGCAUAUUUUAAUUGUUCACGUCAUACAUU
Messenger RNA from Vicia villosa (hairy vetch), 2393 nucleotides. Its product is annotated as probable serine/threonine-protein kinase At1g54610. The record is from RefSeq and is a predicted model, not a curated record. NCBI's taxonomy places the organism in Eukaryota, Viridiplantae, Streptophyta, Magnoliopsida, Fabales, Fabaceae. Gene Ontology annotation, cellular component: nucleus; cyclin-dependent protein kinase holoenzyme complex. The coding region runs from base 320 to 2194 and encodes 624 amino acids. The transcript has 6 exons. Gene Ontology annotation, biological process: positive regulation of transcription elongation by RNA polymerase II; protein phosphorylation. Gene Ontology annotation, molecular function: RNA polymerase II CTD heptapeptide repeat kinase activity; ATP binding; cyclin-dependent protein serine/threonine kinase activity.